Molecule: messenger RNA, 3864 nt
Organism: Aphidius gifuensis
Lineage: Eukaryota; Metazoa; Arthropoda; Insecta; Hymenoptera; Braconidae
Gene: CycG
Product: cyclin G
Exons: 3
Coding region: 1592-2644 (350 amino acids)
Biological process (GO): regulation of cyclin-dependent protein serine/threonine kinase activity; mitotic cell cycle phase transition
Cellular component (GO): cytoplasm; cyclin-dependent protein kinase holoenzyme complex; nucleus
Molecular function (GO): cyclin-dependent protein serine/threonine kinase regulator activity
Source: RefSeq, a predicted model, not a curated record
GAAAAAAAAAAUAUAUAUUAUAUUUCAAGGUUCUUAAAUAUAUUUAUAAAAUGAUGAUAAUUUUUUAAAAACUAUUUGCAUUAUUUAUUCAUGAUGCAUACGUGCACAAACUUGACACAGUUAAAAUUAAAAAAUAAAAAUCAUUCAAUUAAAAUAAAUUUGAGUCAAUAUAUAUUGGUAGUUAUUUUGAACUUGAGGGUAUUACAAUGCCCGGGUCAAUUGGCUAUAUCGUGAUAACAAUAAUAAUAUUUAAAAAAUUUAAAAAAAAAAACUGUAUCUUUACAUAGCCAAAGUACAAAAUAAAAUCAAAUCAAAUAAAAAAAUUUUAUCAGGUCAAAAACCUUGUCCUUUGUUAAUAUAUUUUUUUUUAUUUAAUUUAUUAUGAUAAUUGUUUAAAUGUUGAAAAAUUAUUUAAGCUAUUAUUUAUUAAUUUUCAAAAUUAUUAUUAUUUAUUAUUAAUGAUUUUUUUUAAUUUUUUUAAUAAAAAAAAGGAAAUUGCGUCAGCUGUGUGUGCGCAAAGUAGUUAUUUUUUCGAUCAAAGUUGCGCGCCCUUGUUCAGAAACAGCCAAUCACAUCUGGCAUUUUUUUCCCCCUAUUUAGCCCCCUUUCCCCUCCGUGUUUUGUCCAUCUGGUCCAAUCUGGUCCCUUUGUUUGUACUCGAUUUUAUGUACGGCUUCAACCGAGCGAAUAUUCGGGAAACGUCAGAAGCGCGUCCGUCCAGACAAACGCUCCUCCCGGAGUAAAUUUUUUUAUUUACAUUUUUUUUUUUUUUUUCGUCAGUUGUAAAACACAAGUCUACAAUACAACAAGUAAAUUCCAAAAGUAACUUAAAUAAAUCACAGCUUAAGAAUUAAAGUUAAAACAAAAAAAUAAAAUUCAAAAGUUUAGCGAAUUAAAAAAACGAAAAAAAAAACCAGUGAAAUUCUUACAAGGCUUACCGUGUUGAAGAUAAAAAUAAAUUUAUAAAAUUAAUUUAGCAUUGAAUUAAUUACAAAAAUUACAUUAAUUAAAUUAAUUGAUUAUAAAAGUGACAAAAUAAUUAUUUUUAUUGUUUUGAAAAAAAGUUAUCAUCGACUUAAUAAAAUAAUAUUUUAAAAAUUUUAAAGUGUGACAUAACCAACAAAUUAAUUCACCACGAGACAAACGUAACUUUGAGACUGAUAAUUGGUUUAUAAAAUAGAUCAAUAAAAAAAAAAAAUUAUAUAUAUUUAUUUAUCAGAAAAAAAAAAUUAGAAAAUUAUAAUUAUAUUUAUUUAUACAUAAAUUAAUAUUUAUAUUAACGCGUGGUUUUUCUAUUGACAUUUUAUUGCGUCAUUAUUGAAAAUAGUAAAAUCAAAUCUACUCGUUUUUUUUUUAAUUAAAAAAAAAAAAACAAAAAACCAUAUUUUCCAUCUAAUUGGGAAUACAACUGUGAUAAUAAUCUAUAUACUAGGCUAGCCAGCUGGGCCAUUCUUGUAGUGUGAUCAGCCUUGUAAAAAAGGCUAUACUACUGGGUCAACGUUAAAAAUUGUGUGUGACACUCAUUGAAAAAUAAAUAAUAAUAAAUUAUUUUUGAAAUAAUAAAUAUCAACUAGUCACACACAUCAAUAGAAUGGACACGUCAGGCUCGCUUGUACCGGAUGCAAUCCACUCACUCGUUGAACAAUUACAAGAAGCUCUUGUAUUGGAGGUAAAAUAUCAGCCAAAUCUUCAAUUACCAAUUGCCACACAAAAUGAUGAAAUAACAAGUGGUGCACGUGAUGGUUCAGCUCAUGUAUUACGUUGUCUUAAAGUAUGGUAUGAUUUACCAUCAGAUGUAUUUUUUAUUGGAAUAAAUUUGAUGGAUCGUUUUUUAACUAAAAUGAAAGCAAGACCAAAACAUAUGGCAUGUAUUAGUGUUGCAUCAUUUCAUAUUGCUGCCGUCCAAAUGGCACAAUCACUUGAUGCUGAUCAUCUUGUAUCAAUAUCACAAUGUAAAUGUACUGGUGGUGAUUUAAAAAGAAUGUCAGAAUUAAUUAGUAAUAAAUUAGAAUGGGCACCAGGUACAACACCAGUAACAGCAUUAACAUUUUUACGUUUAUUUCAUGUUAUGUUUCAUGCUGCUGCAUCACAAAUGGGUCUUGGUGAUUUAUAUGCAAGUAUUGUUACUGAAUCUGAAUUAUUUUUACGUUUAGAAAUGGUUGUUUGUGAUGGACAUUGUGCUAGUUUACGACCAUCUGAAACAGCACUUGUAUUAUUAUGUACAUAUCUUGAUACAGCUGUUAAUCGUCUUGAUACAAAUGCUGAUAUAACAAUGUCAACAUUAAAUAUUAUACCUGGUACAUCAACAAUGGAUGAUAUUAAAACUGCUCAUGCACAUCAAAUGUUGAGGCUUGUUGAAUUCGCAUCUGAAUUACAAAAAAUAUGUAAAAUAACAGAUGAGAGUUUCUUCGCUACUCAUGAAUUGGUCAGUGCUAUAUUGAGUAAAUAUAAUGCUCAAGAACAAACACCACAUAGACAAAGAUUAAUAUGGCGAUUAUCAUCAAGAACAGCAAGAUUACUAAGACCAACUGAUAAAUUUACAUCUGUUUUACCGGUUAUUGCUGAACAUGCACCUGUUCCAUCACCAAGUCGUGUCAGAAAAAGUAGAAAGUUUGGAAGACGCCACAACAACAAAAGACGUUAAUUUUCAUCCAACAAGAAAAAUUAAAUUGCUGAUUGAUCCACGUUUUAAAUAUCCAGGAGAAAGAAAUUAUAUAAGUAAAUUUACAAGUGUACUUGUUUGAUUGUACGUAUGUUGAAUUUUGAAUGUGUGUGUGUAUUUGUGUAAUUACUUGAUACAGUUUCUCAUCUUCUGCUUAUAAUCAAUUUUCUUUUUGUCGUAAAAUUUUUUUGAGAUAAUCAAUUAUUAAAAUUAUCAAAAUUUUUUUUUUCUUCAUUAAUAUUAUAAUUUGAUGUUUAUCACGUUUUGGAGAUAUUCUAAAUUUAAAUGUUGAGGUUGCUAAGAAAGUGCCGAUGAGAGCUGUGAACAAAACAUAAAAAAAAAAAAAAAAAAAAUUAAAAAGAUAAAUUAACUAAAAAAAAAAAAAUUAAUAAAUUAAUGUAUAAGGAAAAAAAAAAAGGCGGUUGGAAAAAUUGUGGAAACAUUAUGAAUGAAAAAAAGAUUAAUGUGAUACAAUAUUGACAGUGAUUUUAAUGAAAAAUAAUUCACUGUCAUAAAAAACUUAGGUAUAUCUAUCGAAAAAAAAAGUUAUAUAUAACACCGUUUAUUAGUAAAUAAUAUUACAAUAAAAAACAAAAUAAAUGCUAAUUGUAACACACAUAUUAAUUGUUACAAAGCAAAAAAAAACUUAAACAGUAGCUGAUCAAUUUGUUGAGCAUAAUUUUUUAAGUAUAUAUUUGAAAAUAAAUUAAUUAACUUAUUUGUUAAAUUGGCAAUUGAUAAAUAAUUAAUUUAAUCUCAAAUAAUCAUAUCUAGGUACCAGAAAAUUAAAACACAAUAGAAUAAAUUUAAAAAAAAAAACAUUAAAAGGAUUUAAAAACAAAAAAAAAAAAUUAUUAUAUUAAAAAAACGAAUCAAGGGUUUGAGUAUGAAUGUGUGAAUUAUUGUAUUUAAAAGUAAUGAGUGUUAGUAUGUGUCCAUCCUUAGAUGAGUGAAGAAAAGUGCAAUUUGUUCCGUACAAUUUUUUUAAUUAAUAAUUCAACUAGCUAAUGAAUUUAAUAAUUCGUGAUUUAAUAAUAUCAUUCGGGAACAAUUGGCACAUUGUCUUCAUUCAAAUAAAAAAAGAAAAAAAAAAUAAAGUUUUUAUGUAAAUACGUUGUCGAUAUUAAUCGAUUAGGCAAUCAACUCGUGUUGCAUUUUUUUUUUUUUUUUAACAUUGCGACGAUUCAACGAAUGAUAAAUAA